This is a messenger RNA of Tachyglossus aculeatus (Australian echidna), 1861 nucleotides long. It is a transcript of the gene DCN, whose product is annotated as decorin. Lineage: Eukaryota; Metazoa; Chordata; Mammalia; Monotremata; Tachyglossidae. The record is from RefSeq and is a predicted model, not a curated record. The transcript is spliced from 8 exons. Gene Ontology annotation, molecular function: protein binding. Bases 246 to 1316 code for a protein of 356 amino acids.
GUCAGCCGGGACUGUGCUCAUUGAGGGAAACUUUAUUUUUUAACUGUGCUAUGGAAUAGAAGCAGGAGGAUUUUCAACCAAGUGACAGUCACAGAGCAGAAAUCGGCCCCCCUCCUCCUUUCCCCACCUGCAAACUCUUUUGCUGGGGCUGACUAUUUAGUUUAAUUACAUCUCAGCUUUGAGAGCUCCCUGUUGCAAAUCCCUGGAUUAAAAGAGUCACCGGUUCUGAAUAGAUGAACUAAAUCAUGAAGGCAACUAUCUUCCUCCUUCUGCUUGCACCAGUUUCCUGGGCCAAACCAUUUCACCAAGUCGGCCUGUUUGAUUUUAUGCUGGAAGAUGAGGCCUCUGGCCUAGGCCCAACUGGCCCUCCGGAAUUAGAGCCAUUUGGACCCAUCUGCCCCUUCCGCUGUCAGUGCCAUCUUCGAGUUAUCCAGUGUUCCGAUCUAGGUCUGGACAAAGUGCCAAAGGAUCUUCCUCCUGACACAACUCUGUUGGAUUUACAGAACAACAAAAUCACCGAAAUAAGAGAUGGGGACUUUAAGAACCUGAAAGACCUUCAUGCUUUGAUCCUAGUUAACAACAAAAUUAGCAAAAUUAGCCCAGCUGCCUUCGCUCCACUGGGGAAAUUGGAGAGACUUUACCUGUCCAAGAAUCAGCUGAAGGAACUUCCAGAAAACAUGCCUAAAUCCCUCCAGGAACUGCGUGCUCAUGAGAAUGAGAUCACCAAAGUGAAAAAAUCGGUGUUUAAUGGAUUGAACCAUAUGAUUGUCAUAGAACUCGGAACUAACCCCCUAAAGAGUGUUGGUAUAGAAAAUGGAGCCUUUCAAGGAAUGAGGAAGCUCUCCUAUAUUCGUAUUGCAGAUACCAAUAUUACUACCGUUCCUCAAGGUCUUCCUAGUUCUCUCACUGAACUCCAUCUUGAUGGCAACAAAAUCACUAAACUGGACUCAGCGUCUCUGAAAGGACUGAACAACUUGGCUAAAUUGGGCCUGAGUUUCAACAAGAUUUCUUUGGUUGAUAAUGGAUCUCUGGCUAACACUCCCCAUUUGAGAGAACUUCACCUGGACAAUAACAAGCUCCUCCGUGUGCCUGGGGGCCUGGCUGAACACAAAUAUAUUCAGGUGGUCUACCUUCAUAACAACAAUAUUUCUGUUGUGGGAUCGAACGACUUUUGCCCUCCAGGAUACAACACCAAAAAAGCUUCUUACUCAGGUGUAAGUCUCUUUAGCAAUCCAGUGCAACACUGGGAAAUCCUGCCAUCUACUUUCCGGUGUGUCUACGAACGCUCGGCCAUCCAGCUUGGAAAUUUCAAGUAAAUCUAGAGGAAGCUUAAUUGUUCAACAGCUAGGAAUAACUGUUGUUCAAUGCCUGUUCAUGUCAUUGCUAAACAAAAUAAAAUUCAGAAAACCUAACUUUAAGGUGGGUGUUAUCCACUGAUAUACAACAGAGUUCACUAUGCAUGACAUUGAAUGCCUAGAGUAAAAAAAAAAUAUAUUUUUGCCUCAUUUUGCCUGUGUUAUCAGCAUACUUUAUGAAACAUUUUCAAUUUAACAAUCUGAUUUCUACAUUCAAUUGUGUAUGAGAUUAGGGAUAACUAUUUGUCAAACAUUCAGUAAUGAUAAUGAUAUUUUUUAAAAAUCAACACACUUAGGAGUGAUCAAAUGAAAAAAAUAGGAGUUCCUAAUGUCCUAAGGGCAGAAUCAACACUUAAUUUGAAUCCAGACCAAGGAAGUUAAAAACAAAAUCUGUUCAUAUAUUUAAAGUCUAAUCUUGAAUGUAUCCAUUUAGCACAGAAAAUAGAAAAGUUUCGCUGUUGUCAUUAUUUUGAUAAAAAUAAACUCAUAACGUAGUCACUUUCAAA